Molecule: messenger RNA, 1401 nt
Organism: Phacochoerus africanus (Common warthog)
Lineage: Eukaryota; Metazoa; Chordata; Mammalia; Artiodactyla; Suidae
Gene: PRR15L
Product: proline rich 15 like
Exons: 2
Coding region: 272-574 (100 amino acids)
Source: RefSeq, a predicted model, not a curated record
GGGAGGGGCUGGGUUUCAGGUUCACCUUGACUGCUGGAGCCGCAGCGGGGCAGGUACCCGCUCCUGCACCUGUUUCUCUUGCACCUGCUGCACAGCUGCUCCUACCCAGCUCUCCCGGCCCGAGCCUUGCCUGGUGUGCGGGUGGCACCCCGGAGGCACCCCCACCUCCCGCCAGUCUCCCUGGGGGCAGCUCCUACACUCUGCUCCUUCUCUAGGGCAUCUCUCGCCUCCAGUCCGGAGCAGUCAGGAUAACAGAAAGCCCCACAGCGCCAUGACCGAAGUUGGUUGGUGGAAGCUGACCUUCCUCCGGAAAAAGAAAUCCACCCCCAAGGUGUUGUAUGAGAUCCCUGACACCUACGCCCAGAGCGAGGGCGGUGCGGAGCCCCCGAGGCCGGACAGCGGGAGCCCAGACAGCGAGUUUAACACCCGCCUGGAGAAGAUUGUGGACAAGAACACGAAGGGCAAGCACGUCAAAGUCUCCAAUUCGGGCCGCUUCAAAGAGAAGAAAAAAAUCCGGGCCACGCUGGCGGAGAACCCCAGCCUCUUUGAUGACAGGGAGGGCAAAGGACAGUGAAGGGGACCAAGGAGGAUGCUAGGCACCUCCUGGCUCGCUGCCGUCAGCUGGCUCUGAGACGGGAGCUUGCCACGCUGGCCUCUUUGGCCACAGCUGAAGCCGUGGGGGAAGGUGAUGCCUGCUGGCAGGAAAGUUCUGGUUUUAGGUUGGUAUUUAUGUGCUCCCGUGUUCUGGAAGGCCUGAGAGAUCCCAGGCCUUCCCACCUCCCCCGCCACACACAAAGGCCCUCCAGCUCAAGGAUGGAAAGUCCUGGAAGCAGGGGCAGUGCCGGCAGGGUGGUGGGUAUGACAAAGAAUGGAGAGAGGGAGCCGGACCGAUCUCACCUCCUCCUAGGCAUGGGGUCAAGGGUGAGUGUGAAUUGCUGCUCCCUCUACUUUCUCUACCUGUGAUUGUUCCUCGGACCAGUUCUGAGAGUGUAGUUUCCAGAAGUCACGUGAUGGUGGGUGGUUUCCGGGAGUUGAGCCCAGAGAUGCUGCACUCGAGCUCACCUCCUAAGGCGAGUGGGACACUUCCUGGAACUUUGCCCCCAAGGUGCGCAGGAGGAGGGGGACCCUGGUACUCCAAGGGGGUGCUACCAAAGGCCAGAUUAGGGACCCCACAGGUUCCUGCACACCUUCAAAGGGAAGCUACACUUCCCCCACCGGCCCAAACUUGGAAAGAGGGUGGAGAAGCUUUAAAAGCAACCAGUUCUGUGUCCUCCUCUCCCUGCUAAUAUUUAAGAAUGGAUCAGCCCCAGAGAUAAGUCCUGGAGCCUUGAAUUUUGCUUAAAAAAAUAAUGAUAGGUUUCUCUUUUUGUAAUAAACAAUGCUGCAAAAGCAGAGAACCUA